AUGUCCAGCAGCGAGGCGGACGCCGCAGAGGGCAGCCCUGCUACGCCUGGCAAAGCGAUCGACGCCCAGGAGCAUGAGCCCCGCCUCAAAUAUGAGGCCCUGGACUCUGGAUCGCCCCGGGCACAAACCCUGCACUCGGCCAUAACCCGCCUGUGCGUCUCGGACAAAGUGCUGGCGGUCAGGGAGUUCAGGGAGCACUCCCGGGAGGUCACUGACCUGAGCUUUGAUGGCGGCGCAGAGUUCCUGGCCAGCGGCUCCGCAGACAGAACCGUCGCGGUGUACGGGCUGUAUAGCGAGGAGGUGCAGCGGCUGAAGAUCGGGCAGCCCGUCACGACCGUGGCACUGGAGCCGCGCUAUGCCAGCCGCAAGACGCGAGAGCUGGUGUACGGCACGGCUGGCGGCGCCCUCGUGCUCAGCUCCAAGGGCUGGCUGGGCAACAAGGAGACGGCGCUGUUCACGGGCAGGGGCCCGCUGCGCUGCGCCCGCAUGAGCGGCACCCUGCUGGCUUGGACCACCGACACCGGGCUGCGCGUGUAUGACACCGCCACCCACACGCGGCUGGGCAAGCUGGAGCGCCCCGCCAGCGCCGCCGCCGACCCCGCCGCGCCCUGCGGCCUGCUGUGGCGCGGCGACCGCGAGCUGUAUGUGUCCUGGGCGCGCCACGUCACCGUGGUGCGGGUGGUGGGCAGCCUGCUGCCCCUGGGGCAGCCGGGCCUCCUGCCGGCAGCGGGGCGAACGCUCCAGGUUGUCGCCAGCUUCGAUACGGGCUGCACCGCGCUGGGGGCGGCUCCGUUUGGGGCGGACAUUGCCGUGCUGGCCUGGGGUCCUGCCAGCGACGCGCCGCUCGCAGACAGCUUGCCUGUGAGCAGCAGCACGGCCGGCGGGCGCAUCAUCUUGACUGCCAGCAGCACAGCAGAAGAGCAGGACGGCCCUGCCGACGGCCAGGCAGCGGCAGCCUCCGCAAGCCCUGCCAAAGGCGACUCUGCAGCAGGCGCGGCAGCCGACAGUGGCGCACCGCCGGUGGCAGCAGCAGACGGCACGCCGCCGUCGCCAUCCGACGCGGCCACCCAGCAGCUGCCGCCGCCACAGCUUCAGCAGCAGCUGAGCCUGUGCUUCUAUAGCCGGCAGGGGCAGCUGCUUGCGGCGGAUGCGCUGGGGAGCAGCUGCUCCGCUGCGGAGCGCCGCUGGCACCAGCUGGCGCUUUCUUACCCGGGCGAUGCAGACCUGCGGCUGGCGGCAGCGGCCGCUCCGACCCCGCCACGAGGCAGCCAGCCCCCGGUUUUGCCCGCACGCAGCACUGCAGGCAGCCGGGCAGGCAGCCGGGCAGGCAGCGUGGCCGGUAGCGGCAGGGCGACUCCGUCCAAGCCGCGCCUGCCUCCCUCAGACGCCACCUCGCCCACCGCUCCAUCUGUGGACAGCACAUCAGCUGACGGGGCUGGCGAGGCUGCAGGGCAGCACGCCCAUGCAGCCACAGACAUGCAGCCGCAGCGCCAGCAUGAGCAGCAACAGGACCAGCAGCAGCAGCAGCAGCGAGAGCAGGGGGUGGAGGGGCAGCAGCAGCAGUGGCGGCAACAGAAGGUGCAGCAGUACAAGUGGUGGCGGGACGGCGAGGACCCUCUGUACUUUGUGUGCACGCCCUCGGAGAUUGUUGUCGGACGGCCUCGCGACGGCAACGACCGCGUGUCGUGGCUGGCCGAGCGCGGGCGGUUUGCCGAGGCGCUGGUCCAGUCGGCGGUACGGGAGGCGCUUGGGGAGCAGUACCUGCAGGCGCUGCUGGAAGCUGGGCGGUGCGAGGAGGCUGCCGGGCUGUGCCCCAGGCUCCUGCAGCAUAAUGCCAUGUCCUGGGAGCGCUGGGCCUUCACCUUUGCGCAGGUGCGCGGGCUGUCGGCGCUGGCGCCGCACCUGCCCACCGAGUCGCCGCAGCUCAAGGCGGCCACCUACGACCUGGUCCUCUCCUCCUUCCUGCUGCACCCCUCGGACCACGAGGUGCUGCUGCAGCUGGUGAGGCGCUGGCCGCCAGACAUUUAUGAUGUGCCGCAGCUGCAGGCUGCCAUCCUCAGCCGCAUGGGCGGCAGCGGCGACUGGCCGGUGCUGCAGGAGGCGGCGUCGCACCUGUACACAGUGCAGGGGAGGCAUGAGGAGGCGCUGAAGCUGAUGCUCCAGCUGCGCAGCCAGGCCGUGUUCGAUUACAUUGCCCGCCACGCCCUCAUCGACCGCAUCUCGCCCUUUGCAGCAGCCCUAGUGGACCUGGAUGAGGUGCGGGCCACCAGCCUGCUGGUGGAGCACUGCGAGGAGGUGCCGCCCGGGGAGGUGGUGGCGGCGCUGCAGGCGAGUUUGUGGGCGGUGGCGGCGGACGCGUUUGCGACGGCUGAUGGCGCCGACGAGUGCCAGCGCUGGCACCGCCGCCUGCACCACUACCUCGACUGGCUCUUCCAAAAGGACUCGCAGCUGGGGGGCGCCUUUGCGGAGCUGCAGGUGGAGCUGUACGCCGAGUUUGAGCCCGCCCGCCUCCUUCACUUCCUGAUGGUCUCCCCCAGCUACCCGCUGGAGCGUGCCUACCAGGUGUGCGAGCAGCGGGGCCUGGUGCGCGAGAUGGUGUAUGUGCUGGGGCGCAUGGGGUCGGCGGAGAAGGCGCUGCGGCUGAUCAUCGAGGGCCUGCGAGAUGUGGUGCAGGCAAGCCCCGGCCCUGCUCUUCUGUGGCUGUGGCUGCUCGCCCGCAGGGCGGCUGUGCGCGGCGGCGUGCGCGUGGCGGUCGAGUUUGUGCAGCUGCAGCGGGACGACGACCUGUGGGAGCAGCUGAUCGCGCUGACGCUGGGGGAUGCGCAGCUGACGGGCGCACUGCUGGACCACGCUGGCGGCUACAUCGACCCGCUGCGCGUGGUGUCCCAGAUCCCGCCCCACCUCCACGUGGACAACCUGCGGGGCCGGCUGGUCAAGAUCAUCACCGACUUUCGCACGCAGGCGGGUGGUGGGGGUGGUGGCGUUGGCAGUAUGAGCCUGCAGCAGGGGUGCAACACCAUCCUGCGCCACGACUGCGUGGUGCUGGCCAACCGCCUGGUACUGCGCUCCAGCCUGCGCCGCCUGCACCUCAAGCUGCAGCAGGGCGGCGGCGGCAGCCGCUGGGUGCUGUAUGACGCCCGCACCGGGGACGAGACGGCGGAGGACGAUGCCGCCGCGGCGCUGCUGGCGGGGCAGGGGCCGGCCUCGGCUGCCGCCAGCCCCGAGCCAGGCACGCCUCCCCCCAGCUACGCAGCGGCGGCCGCAGGCGGCACGCCCGGCUCCGCGCAGCGCGGCCAGCAGCAGGGGCCGCCGCGGGUGUGGGUGGGCUUCAUCGGCGGGCCUCUGCCGGCGGCGCCCGAGGCCCUCCCGGAGCAGCCCCCGCAGCAGGCCACCCGCAGCCCCAGCAAGUUUGUGCGCCUGGCCAGCUCCAGCGCCUCCCCUGUGCGGGCAGCAGGUGCUGGGCCCCGCAAGGUGCUGGCCACCUGA
Messenger RNA from Chlorella variabilis, 3486 nucleotides. RefSeq lists its product as hypothetical. Gene Ontology annotation, cellular component: late endosome; HOPS complex. The transcript has 20 exons. NCBI's taxonomy places the organism in Eukaryota, Viridiplantae, Chlorophyta, Trebouxiophyceae, Chlorellales, Chlorellaceae. The record is from RefSeq and is a predicted model, not a curated record. Gene Ontology annotation, biological process: macroautophagy; vesicle-mediated transport; endosomal vesicle fusion. Bases 1 to 3486 code for a protein of 1161 amino acids. Gene Ontology annotation, molecular function: protein binding.